Messenger RNA from Aspergillus campestris IBT 28561, 2097 nucleotides. RefSeq names its product sorting nexin 1. NCBI's taxonomy places the organism in Eukaryota, Fungi, Ascomycota, Eurotiomycetes, Eurotiales, Aspergillaceae. The transcript has 6 exons. Gene Ontology annotation, molecular function: phosphatidylinositol binding. Gene Ontology annotation, cellular component: endosome. Bases 115 to 1836 code for a protein of 573 amino acids. The record is from RefSeq and is a predicted model, not a curated record. Gene Ontology annotation, biological process: retrograde transport, endosome to Golgi; protein retention in Golgi apparatus.
CCUCCUUCUCCCCCCUCACAUCCUCCCAUCUCCCACUCUCCUGCGACCUUUAUUUCUCCUCUCUUACCCCUCUCCUCCUUAUUAUCAUCCCUUUGCUUUCCACACUCCUCUCUCAUGGAUCUGGACUCUGCGGAUUCCCCGUGGGGCGAUGAGCCCUCCCACUCUCCCCAAGCCGUCGGGUCAUCGAAAUCGGGCGCCGACGAUGCCACCCCCGAACAAUCGUCACAACAAGCGAACGUGCACGCCCCUCGAUCGCCGGCACGACGAGGCCCGCGAGGCACCCGCAAGAUCAGCGCACACGCGACCAAACUGGAAGCCGUCGAUGACACCGUUGAUCCCCUCGGUCCGCUAGGAGACAAAGCCAGCGAGACCAGCCCCACGGCCACGGAACAGGCUCCUACCCCGCCCCAGAAGGAGGCGUUCGCCGGGCGUAAUGUGCGCCCUACUUCGUCCACGUCUCAGGCUUCCGGAACGGCCGGCAUGGCGGACUCGGUAACCCUGGAGGAAGACGGUGGGGGGUUCCACGGCCCUCCUCCGGUGCAGGCUCCCACCGAGGGCGAACCCUCCAAGAGACAGUCGGAACCCAGUAUCAGCUUGGAGAAGGCGGCGAACCCGACCUUUGAUAUUUCCGUGGGUGAUCCACACAAGGUGGGGGAUUUGACUAGCAGUCAUAUUGUAUACCAAGUCCGGACCAAGACGACUUCGAAAGCAUACCGACAACCUGAAUUCUUCGUCAGCCGUCGGUACCGCGACUUUCUUUGGCUGUAUAACUCGAUGCAUAACAGCAACCCCGGUGUGGUUGUGCCUCCUCCGCCCGAGAAGCAGGCCGUGGGCCGCUUCGAUACCAACUUUGUCGAGUCGCGAAGAGCGGCGCUGGAGCGCAUGCUGAACAAGAUCGCGGCGCAUCCCAUCCUCCAGCAAGACGGGGACCUCAAAAUCUUCCUGGAAAGCGAGACUUUCAACCUCGAUGUCAAGAACAAGGAGAACCGAGAGCCGGACCUCGGUCAGAACAAGGGGAUGUUCAGCUCCUUUGGGAUUAAUGUCGGUGGAGGUGGUAAAUUUGUCGAGCAUGACGAUUGGUUCCAUGACCGAAAAGUCUACCUCGAUGCGCUGGAGAAUCAACUCAAAGCCUUGAUGAAAUCGAUCGACGGUGUUGUGGCGCAACGGAAGGGCCUGGCGGAAGCUGCUGGCGACUUUUCUGGCUCUCUUCAGGCCUUGGCUGCGGUCGAGUUGUCUCCGGCUCUGUCGAGUCCUCUGUAUGGUCUUUCCGACUUGCAGGUCCGCAUCAGAGAGCUGUACGAACGCCAGGCUCAGCAGGAUGUCCUGACCUUGGGUAUCACCAUUGACGAGUACCUCCGCCUGAUCGGCAGCAUCAAAACGGCUUUCUCCCAGCGACAAAAGGCAUACCACAGCUGGCACGCAGCCGAGGCGGAGAUGCAGAAACGCAAGCAUACCCAAGAUAAGCUCCUACGACAAGGAAAAACCCAGCAGGACCGCCUGCACCAGGUCAAUGCCGACGUAGCGGAUGCGGAGCGCAAGGUGCACCAGGCAAGAUUGCUGUUUGAAGACAUGGGGCGGUUGAUGCGCAACGAGCUGCAGCGGUUUGAAAAGGAAAAGGUGGAGGAUUUUAAGUCGGGUGUCGAGACAUUCCUCGAGAGUGCCGUCGAAGCUCAAAAGGAGUUGAUCGAGUUGUGGGAGACGUUCCUCUACCAGCUGGACGCAGGCGAGGACGAUGCCCCUUUUUACGCGACUUCUGGCGGAAAUGCUCCGUCUCAUGCGGGAGCAGAUGAGGGUAACGCAUCCGCUUCGGCGUCUGUGACGGAGGGAGAGGCAUGAUCGUUUUCUGUUUGAAAUCUGGCCAACUGUAUAAAAAACGGACGCGCCGAUAUCCUUUCCUACAGCGAUUCACCGGUCAAUGAAUGUAAUUGUGGCGCGCUACCUCUUCAUUGACUCCACCAUAUGACAAAGUCUGUGACUAUAUGCAACGCGAGUAGUGUUAGGCUUCCUACAAACCAGAAACCAUAACACCAUGCCGACGCAAUACCAGCAAUGCCCACUCCAAACCACCGUAGCAUAUAAGAAAGAAAAGCACAUCAU